GUCUGGCUCCGGGAAGUGGAAGCGGCUUCGCGGACGGUGAGGAGCCCCAGUUCUGACGCCUGGGUCGUUGGGCUGUGGGCGGGGCGCUGCGACCUGGCACUGCGUGCCCCUUAGCGGUGUACCUGUGGUAUGAUAUGUGCAAAGAUUCUACCUGCUUUUUGACCAUGAAGGAGACAGACCUGGAGGCUGUUGCAACAGCAGUCCAAAGGGUUGCUGGGAUGCUUCAGCGCCCAGACCAGCUGGACAAAGUGGAGCAGUAUCGCAGAAGGGAGGCUCGGAAGAAGGCUUCUGUGGAGGCCAGGCUAAAGGCGGCAAUCCAGUCACAGCUAGAUGGGGUUCGCACAGGCCUAAGCCAGCUCCACAGUGCACUGAACGAUGUCAAGGAUAUCCAGCAGUCUCUGGCUGAUGUCAGCAAGGACUGGAGACAGAGCAUCAACACCAUUGAGAGUCUCAAGGACGUAAAAGAUGCAGUGGUGCAGCAUAGCCAGUUGGCCGCAGCUGUGGAAAACCUCAAGAAUAUAUUCUCCGUGCCCGAGAUUGUGAGGGAGACCCAAGAUCUCAUCGAACAAGGGGCUCUCCUGCAGGCCCACCGGAAGCUAAUGGACUUGGAGUGCUCUCGGGAUGGGCUAAUGUGUGAGCAGUUCCGCAUGGACAGUGGGAAUAAACGGGACAUGACCCUCAUUCAGGGCUACUUUGGUAACACACAGGGGCUCUCUGAUGAGCUGGCUAAGCAGCUGUGGAUGGUGCUGCAAAGAUCACUGGUCACUGUCCGCCGCGAUCCCACCUUGCUGGUCUCCGUGGUCAGGAUCAUUGAAAGGGAAGAAAAAAUUGACAGGCGGAUACUUGAUCGAAAAAAGCAAACUGGGUUUGUUCCUCCUGGGAGGCCCAAAAACUGGAAGGAAAAAAUGUUUGCCAUCUUGGACAGAACCGUGACAACUAGAAUUGAAGGCACACAGGCAGACACCAGAGAGUCUGACAAGAUGUGGCUUGUGCGCCACCUGGAGAUCAUCAGGAAGUAUGUCCUGGAUGAUCUCAUCAUUGCCAAGAACCUGAUGGUCCAGUGCUUCCCUCCCCACUACGAGAUUUUUAAGAACCUCCUGAGUAUGUACCACCAGGCCUUGAGCACUCGGAUGCAGGACCUUGCGUCAGAGGACCUUGAGGCCAAUGAGAUUGUGAGCCUCUUGACAUGGGUCCUAAAUACCUAUACCAGUACAGAGAUGAUGGGGAAUGUGGAGCUGGCCCCAGAAGUGGAAGUUAGUGCCCUGGAGCCUCUACUCUCUUCAAGUGUGGUCUCUGAGUUGCUUGACACAUACAUGUCAACACUCACGUCCAACAUCAUCGCCUGGCUUCGAAAGGCACUGGAAACAGACAAGAAAGACUGGAGCAAAGAAACGGAGCCAGAAGCAGACCAGGAUGGCUACUAUCAGACUACACUUCCUGCCAUUGUGUUCCAGAUGUUUGAACAGAAUCUCCAAGUUGCUGCUCAAAUAAGUGAAGAUUUGAAAACAAAGGUGCUGGUUUUGUGUCUUCAGCAAAUGAAUUCUUUCCUAAGCAGAUACAAAGAUGAAGCCCAGCUCUACAAAGAAGAGCACCUGAGGAACCGGCAGCACCCACACUGUUACGUGCAGUACAUGAUUGCCAUCAUCAACAACUGCCAGACCUUCAAAGAAUCCAUCGUCAGUCUGAAAAGGAAGUACCUGAAAACUGAAGCAGAGGAGGGCCCAUGUCUGAGCCAGCCAAGCAUGGAUGGGAUUCUAGAUGCCAUUGCGAAGGAAGGCUGCAGUAGUCUACUGGAGGAAGUCUUCCUGGAUCUAGAGCAACAUCUGAAUGAACUGAUGACCAAGAAGUGGUUGUUAGGGUCAAACGCUGUGGACAUCAUCUGUGUCACUGUAGAAGACUAUUUCAAUGACUUUGCCAAAAUUAAAAAGCCAUAUAAAAAGAGGAUGACGGCUGAGGCACACAGGCGUGUGGUGGUAGAAUACCUGCGUGCUGUCAUGCAGAAGCGUAUCUCCUUUCGAAGUGCUGAAGAACGCAAGGAGGGUGCUGAGAAGAUGGUCAGAGAGGCUGAACAGCUCCGCUUCCUGUUCCGGAAGCUGGCAUCUGGAUUUGAUGAAGAUGCGGAUGGACACUGUGAUACAAUUGUUGCAGUGGCAGAGGUUAUCAAGCUCACAGACCCUUCUCUGCUUUACCUAGAAGUCUCAACUCUGGUCAGCAAAUAUCCAGAUAUCAGAGACGACCACAUUGGUGCAUUGUUGGCAGUGCGAGGAGAUGCCAGCCGGGACAUGAAACAGACUAUCAUGGAAACGCUGGAGCAGGGCCCCAUGCAAGCAAACCCCAACUAUGUACCCAUCUUCAAGGAGAUUGUUGUGCCAAGUCUGAAUGUGGCAAAACUCCUUAAGUAGCCCUGUCCUCCACUGCCUCGUGUGUCUUCACUGUGGGGCUUCAUGUUGCCACCCUAAGAAGCAAAUUUAUUAAAACAAAAGUCCUUCUGUGGGUGCUCCAUAUAA
Molecule: messenger RNA, 2507 nt
Organism: Arvicola amphibius (Eurasian water vole)
Lineage: Eukaryota; Metazoa; Chordata; Mammalia; Rodentia; Cricetidae
Gene: Exoc3
Product: exocyst complex component 3
Exons: 13
Coding region: 135-2402 (755 amino acids)
Biological process (GO): exocytosis; exocyst localization
Cellular component (GO): exocyst
Molecular function (GO): SNARE binding
Source: RefSeq, a predicted model, not a curated record